This is a messenger RNA of Colletotrichum fioriniae, 1095 nucleotides long. The record is from RefSeq and is a predicted model, not a curated record. Lineage: Eukaryota; Fungi; Ascomycota; Sordariomycetes; Glomerellales; Glomerellaceae.
AUGCCAUCUGCAGCACUGGCCCAUGAAAUUCGCUUGCGUUAUCCACAUCUCGAUCAGGCCUUCUAUUUGGACCAGUGGCCCUUUUUCAAGCCCAUGCUGGUCGUUCUGUCACCAGAUGGAGCUCGACAAGUGACACAAGGUCAAUCUCUUCCCAAAGAGCCGGGCCAGCGAGAGUUCUUGAAGCCCCUUACAGGCGGUUACGAUCUGGACACUAUGGAAGGAAACGAAUGGAAAUUUUGGCACAACGUCUUCAGCCCUGGCUUUCGAGUCGCGAAUAUCGCCGCGCUGGUGCCGAGCUUGGUCGAGAUGGCUGAAAUCUUCUGUGAUCGUCUACGCCAAUGUGUAAAGAAGAACGGGGUGGUCUCUCUGAGUCCCAUGGCUCUCGACCUUACCAUGGACUUUUCAAGCAAGGCUGUCAUGGGACACGAUAUGCAUUGCCAGACAGGCUACAACGACUUUGCCGCCGCGAUGGCUUCGCAGCUCAGCUGGCUGCAUUACCGCGGCACUUCGCCGCUGAGAGACAUGAACUUAUUCAGGCCCCUAGUCCAGCGCUACAAUACUUGGCGAAUGAACUCGUACAUCAACAGAGUACUACAAGAGAACUCACAAACUGCCAAGAGCAGACAAACGGAGUCUAUCUCAAUACUAGAUACCGCCAAUGCACCACAAGACGGGAGCCGGCUGCGGAUACUUCCCGAUGUUAUCCGGUCACAGAUCAAGUUCAUGAUGCUUGCAGGUUAUGACACAACUGGAUCAUCGAUCGUUUUCAUGACCAACCUCUUGUCGCAGCACCCAGAAGUACUGGCACGCGUUCGAGCUGAGCACGACGAUGUCUUCGGCUCUGACUUGAGGGCAACCGCGGGCCUCAUAGCCUCUCAGCCGAAGCUGCUCAACCAACUUCCAUACACGACUGCCGUCAUCAAAGAGUCAUUGCGCAUUUACCCUCCCGGAGCAACUCAGAGGCUAGGCAAUCGAGAUUUCAAUGUCUUCAUUGAGGCCUCCUCUGAUAUUCCAGAGACUGAUACAGGCGAGAAAUCUGUAUCAGCUCUGAAGUCCCUGCCGACGGAAAGGUGCAACGUCUAUAUCGUUGGCUAG